AAAAGUGUUUGCCUCCGCGCGCGCUCAGUCCCUAGCUCUUGCGAGUGUGUGACGGGUGCUGCGCGCCACGUGGAACUGCUGUCAGAGCUGCGUUUUCCGUCUCCGUUGUUCGGCACGUUUUCUAGGCGCUAGGCACUGUCGCUCGUGACACACAUAGUCGUCGUAUUUAUGUCUACAAGAUCGAUAUUAUGGCACGUGAGCUCGGGAGAGCAUACUCCAACAUAUGGUCGGUGCAUGUGGCCGCUCUGGUCCUGAAGUCACAGUGAAGACCGCUCGUAGAGUGCGGCUAUUCAACGAAUCAAGUCUCCAUCGCGAAACGUGAGGCACAGAAAUCGUGCAGGAACCUGUAUCAUUCUGCCAACCGCACUCAAGCAGCUCCUCUCCAUGGGAUAUUGGUUGUAAAUAUUUUUGUUUGUCAAUUCGUGAGCACAGUAGCAGGAUUGGCAGGAACGUGAAGGAACGUCGAAUACUGUUCACAGCUCACUCCGAGUCCCAGCUAAGCAGCUUACUUCUCCGCACGAUCCACAUUUUUUCCACAAUCGCGGGGGAGUUCAGGACGUGAUGAAAUUCUGAGUCGGACUGCGCUGUCGUAUAAACUGCAGCUCCACAUCUCUUUUGGUUUAUUUGUGUAGCGUACCAACUCAGUAUUAUUCGAAUCGUGUGCACGAAGAUAUAAAAUAUUAUAAUUUGACCAGAGCUGCAAGCGAAAGUAACACGUUAGUUGUUAUUGUGAUCAGUUUGCAGCUAAGGUGUGAGCGUGUCUCACAACGCGAUUGUCACUCCGACUCGCGCACUGAUCGAGUACUAGCGUGUAUGGUGCGUGGCACUUCCGCUUGGACAGAAGUAACUUUGGUCUCACCGCAGCCCCGUCGCGUCGUCCUCCGACCGUUCAGAGUUGAGGCAGAGGCAGAGAGAUAUCUGCAAGAGGGAUUUGUCGUCCCUACCUCACUGCGAUUCCAGACUGACGAACAGCUUUGCCUAAGUUCAGGUAAAUCAGCUGGCAAGUAACCACAGCUGAAUGGUGAUACGUUGAGAGCGGACCACGGUAGCCACACACUGUCAGCAGCAGAACUAGCCAGUCAGCCUUGCAGCAGACUGCAUGUGAAGCAGCAACAGUGCCAGUUCACAGUGUACACUGCGAGAGGGUUCACAGCUCUCCGGAUCUCAGCACAUCACACGAGCUGUACAGUGUAGAGAGCAAUCUGUGAAAAGCUUUACAUCGUGCAUUCAGAAGGUGACAGCCAUGUUUAUCACACUGUGUGGAGUGUUGUCCAUAGCCUGGGUACUCUACAGGCUCUAUAACCAUGUGUCCAUCGGCGUACGGAACUUUAUCCUGACAAACAAUGUGGACUUCUCCGCUUUCGGCCAGUGGGCGGUUGUGACGGGUGCGACCGGAGGCAUGGGGAAGGCGUUUGUCAGCGCGUUUGCCUCGCGCGGCCUCAACGUCUACCUGCUGGGACGGUCUGAGGACAGCCUCGCCGCACUGCACAAGGAGAUGAGUGAGCGUUAUCCGCAGCGCCAGUUCAAGACUCUGUGCAUAGAUUUCAGCAAGGACGAUGCUCUCGACUACUACGGCAAGAUGCGCUCGGCGCUGGCAAGCCUGGACAUUGGCGUGCUGGUGAACAACGCCGGUCGGUGCGACGACCUGCCAGGUUUGAUGCACGAGAUGCCGGUGGAGCUGGGUGUGGAGAUGCUGCAGACCAACACGAUGUCCCUGUACCUGCUAGCACACUGCGUGCUGGAGGGCAUGCAGCGCCGGCGUCGCGGGGCCGUCAUCACCGUCUCCUCCUUUGCCAGCAUGAACGUGUGCCCGCGCAUGUCCACGUACGGCGCCACCAAGGCCUUCGCCACCUACCUGACGCGCAGCCUGGAGUCGGAGUACGCCCAGCACGGCGUACGCUUCGAGUGCCUGCUGCCGUCGUUCGUGCAGACUAAGAUGGCCGGUGGUCUCCGCGACGCCAGCAAGCCCGAUCUACUCAUGCCUUCGGCGGAAGCGUACGUUGCGUCGGCACUGAACACGUUUGGCGUUUCCGUCACCAGCUCUGGAUACUGGUUUCACGGCCUCUUUGCCACCAUCAUCUCCCUACUGCCGUGUGGCGUGUCUAGAGACCUCGGCGAUAAAAACAUGGACGAGAUGGUGACACACGCCAAGAACUUGCAGAAGGAGAGAGCAGCGUUCAAGGACAGCCCUGGCAAUCACACAACAGCAACGGACGCUUCUAGCUGCAAUGGUGCUAACGGCAGCAGCAACGGGAGAAAUGGUCAAGUGCCGACGGCAGCUGACAGCAACGGUCGGCCGAAGGCUGAGUGAUGCUUUCUGUUCUUGUAGCGGCUUCUCCCACCAUCACGUACCUUGGCAACACACUUGUAAAUGUCAUCCCUCAUUUACCCUCUAUGAUGCGUGUACUUUGAAAGCACCUGAUUACGUAAAUUCAUGUUCGCCAAGCUAUAAUAUGUGUGUAUGUGUUGAGAUCAUAAGUAUAUCAAUAGGGGUUCCCCAUUAUGCGAGUGUAUUUGUCAGAGAUUGAGAUGAAAAGUGCUUGCAACAUUUUGAUUCAUUUUUGAAUGUAUUGUUUUUGAAAACAAUGGUCACACCACAAACAUUUGAAAAACCCAAGAGGCGAAAAUAUGUCCUCAGUUUCCUGAUGGAAAUGGCAGGUUCCAGCUGUCUGGAGUAUAUGCCAAAAAUGUGUUUUUGCCAUAUUUGGGUCCGAAAUUACGUUUAAAGCCGUGAACAUCAACAAAGGUGUGAAAUUUUGGUUCUGGAUAAGUUUUUACCAUCCAAUAUGUGGAGUUUUGUGCCAAACAUAUGGUAAACUGCUGGCAUUCACGUAAUUAGCAGCGUGCAUGUAUCACCAUCAAUAUGACAUCACUUUAUCACUAUGACAUCACUUUAUCACUAUUUCCCCACAGGAUGACACCAUUACAUUAAUCACCCCCUUGAGGCCCGGCAUUGCAGGAAUCCGCCUUUACGCUUUCUGACGGAGGCUUGCCACCAUUUUGUUCUCACUUCCGCUACUGCACUAGCCUUCGCACACGCAAUUUUCACUUCUAAAUAUUUCGUCGCUGACGGAUUGAUUUUGGGCACUCAGUGCUCUGCAUCGUAAUUCACUUGGUUUCCGGUUGAUAUUUCCCAUACGGUUGACUCCGAUAUCACUAUUUAUAUCAUGGCAAAUUUAAGCACCGCACACCCAUGCAUGUGUUGAUUAUUUCCAGCUGUGUCAGCUGUGUCGUACUUGAAGUACAUGUAACAUGCUGCGAUUGUUCUCUCCGAUGGGCUUUCUUGACUGUUGGCUUUCGGUAUUCCUGCAUGAUCACUGGUCAACGGAAUUUACCACAGCGGACUGUGGGCCAGGAUACAAAUUUUUUAAAGGA
Messenger RNA from Sycon ciliatum, 3375 nucleotides. RefSeq names its product very-long-chain 3-oxoacyl-CoA reductase-like. NCBI's taxonomy places the organism in Eukaryota, Metazoa, Porifera, Calcarea, Leucosolenida, Sycettidae. Gene Ontology annotation, cellular component: endoplasmic reticulum. The record is from RefSeq and is a predicted model, not a curated record. Gene Ontology annotation, molecular function: oxidoreductase activity. The transcript is spliced from 2 exons. The coding region runs from base 1244 to 2311 and encodes 355 amino acids.